GUCAGUUGAGAGUAUCGAAUCGAAUGGAGUGAACUCUUAAGUUUCCAGAAAGGAAUGCCAGAACCUUCUGCCACCUAAUAUAAAAAACACUACACCCAAACCAAACAAUGGCUUCCACUCUCUGUUGUAGAGCAUCGUUGCUUGUUUCAUCCAACGCAACACGACGCCGUUUCCAACUGCUCGCUUCGUUUCCCACUCUCUCUUCUUCUUCCUCGUAUCUCAAAAUGGGUUGCGUCCAGCCUCUCCCCUUUGUUCGUCUCUUAAGAUCCAAGUUCAGUACCCGUGCACCUGAUAAGACCGUCCCCGUUGUAAAAAUGGAAGCGAGUAGCAACACUGUUCCAAGCAUCGUCGUUUAUGUUACUGUUCCAAACAGGGACGCAGGUAGGAAGCUGGCUGAUAGCAUAGUCAAAGAGAAACUUGCAGCAUGUGUGAACAUAGUACCAGGUGUGGUAUCAGUGUAUGAAUGGGAAGGAAAGGUCAACAGAGAUCCUGAGGAACUGCUGAUAAUCAAAACAAGGCAAUCCCUACUGCCAGCACUCACAGAACAUGUCAAGGCAAAUCAUGAAUAUGAUGUACCAGAAGUAAUUGCCUUACCAAUUGGCGGCGGCAGCGCUGAGUUUCUAGAAUGGCUCAAAAACAGUACAAGGGAGUGAAAUUCUCGGAUCUUGUAUUAUGGUGUGGCCGUGUGUAAAACCAUUUAAUCUUUUAUGUUUCCUUUUAUGAGGAUCUGGUGUCUGGCUUGUAUGAAUGUAUAUGGCUUCUUCUGGCCUAAAUAAAGACUCUCUCAUGUUUACAAUAUGUCAUAUGAAAUCUAAAACCUAUUUUUCAUAAGAA
This is a messenger RNA of Gossypium raimondii (Peruvian cotton), 834 nucleotides long. Its product is annotated as protein CutA, chloroplastic. Bases 108 to 653 code for a protein of 181 amino acids. Gene Ontology annotation, molecular function: copper ion binding. The transcript has 6 exons. Lineage: Eukaryota; Viridiplantae; Streptophyta; Magnoliopsida; Malvales; Malvaceae. The record is from RefSeq and is a predicted model, not a curated record. Gene Ontology annotation, biological process: response to metal ion.